Molecule: messenger RNA, 2654 nt
Organism: Pyrus x bretschneideri (Chinese white pear)
Lineage: Eukaryota; Viridiplantae; Streptophyta; Magnoliopsida; Rosales; Rosaceae
Product: pentatricopeptide repeat-containing protein At3g22670, mitochondrial
Exons: 5
Coding region: 750-2453 (567 amino acids)
Cellular component (GO): chloroplast
Molecular function (GO): protein binding
Source: RefSeq, a predicted model, not a curated record
GCCUUCUUACGCGUGCUUUCCUCCUCUCUCAACUCUUUUCAACGCUUUCAAGCACUCUGAACGACAAAACCACCGCUUGCUCCUCCACCAGUUCACCCAGUCCACCGCCACCACUGCCACCUCUUCACCCAAAUCCGACGAAGGACGCCACAACAAACGUGUGAAUCUUCCUGCACCACCGGUCUCCGCUACGUUUUCCAAAACCCGCUUGGCUGAAGUUGUGAACCAGAACCUGGGUAUCAACCAAGGACUGACUGCGGGAGGGUUCAAGUUUUCCGACGUGAUUGUUAAUUUCUGCAUGAAGCUAGGAGAGGGUUUUCGUCUGCACCAAUAAGUAAAAGAUUCGAUAUUUUCACUCUGGAGACUGUGGAUGGCAUCUGUGUAGCCAUUAUAGGAUUCAUAAACAAGCAGAACACUAUCUAAAACGGGAUUCCUUCUGAGAUCUUUCAAGUUGAAGUUCCUCUCCUUCAACCUUUGCAUGUUGGGAUUUCACAUCAACAACAUCUCCCUAUAGCCUAGGAGCUUUGUUCGGAUUCAAGCUUUCCGACGGUAAUUGGAUGAUUCCUCCGACACACGCCAUCAAGGUGAAAUCCGGAUAUCAAUUCUCAAGAUGAAUGGUGCCACAAAGUGGCAUAUGAAGCAAGGCUCUUGUUAAAAUUAAAAUUCCUUCGGGACGGUUCAGUUUCCGCUUUAAGCCAUCCCUCUCCAUAUUCGAAUCUCACCUACCAAUCACUGGCGCCUCCCUCAAAAUGCUUCGAAGCUUCCAAAACCCCAAUCUCUACUCCAUUUCCAAAACCCACUUCAAACUCUUGCAUUACUUCUUAUCCAAUCACUUAUGCACCACAACCGAGCCGACCCAAGUCCCCGAGUCACCUGACCUUCCGAACUGGGUUAAAUUCUUGGACAUCACGCACCCAGAAGCCGCAAGUUCAGACGAAGAUUUUGUCAUCCCUUCACUUGCCAAGUGGGUUGAAGCCCCGAUGCUCAAAGACCCCAGAAAAGCCGUCAAGCUCCCGGUUGUUGAGAUUGCGGAUACCGACAUAGACAUAAUUAGUAAAGUUUUGAAAAACCAGCACCCGUCACCGGAAAAUGUAGCUCAAGUUCUAAGUGGGAUUGUUUUGGAUUUGUCAAACGGUUUGGUGGAACGGGUUUUGAGGAGGUUUAGCAAUGAAUGGGUUCCGGCUUUCGGGUUUUUCACUUGGGCAAAAACGCAAACAAGUUAUAGGCAUGCGCCGGAGGUGUACAAUUUUAUGGUUGACAUCUUGGGGAAGGCCGAGAAGUUUGACAUUAUGUGGGAUUUGGUCGUAGAAAUGGACCAAAUUGGAGAAAGGUAUGUUAGUUUGGAUACGAUGAGUAAGGUGAUGAGGAGGCUUGCUAGGGCUGGUAGGUACAAGGAGGCAAUCGAUGCAUUUCGAGGAAUCGAGCGAUUUGGAGUGAGCAAAGAUGUCUUGUCUCUGAACGCUCUGAUGGGUGCAUUGGUGAAGGAGAGAAGCGUUGAGCUUGCCCACGAAGUUUUCUUGGAGUUUAAGGAAUCUAUACCUUUGAAUGUUAGUACUUUCAAUGUUUUGAUACAUGGGUGGUGCAAAUACAGGAACUUGGACAUUGCUAGGAAGACAAUGGAGGAGAUGGAGAAGCACAAGUUUAAACCCGAUGUUUUCUCGUAUACCUCUUUGAUUGAAGCUUAUUGUAACGACAAGGAUUUUCGCAAAGUUGCCGAAGUUCUUGGCGAGAUGAAGGACAAGGGUUGUGAGCCAAAUGCCGUGACUUAUACCAUCAUAAUGCAUGCUUUAGGGAAGGCAAGGGAGAUAACUAAAGCUUUGGAGAUUUACGGGAAGAUGAAAAUGAGUGGUUGUAUUCCAGAUACUUCAUUUUAUAGCUCGUUGAUUUUCCUCCUUGGUAAAGCCGGUAGGCUCAAGGAUGUUCAGGAAAUAGUUGAGGACAUGGAAAAGCAAGGGAUAAAGCUGGACGUUUUGGCAUAUAAUACCUUGAUUAAUAUAGCGUCUACGCAUUCACAGGAAGAGGUUGCUCUCAAAUGGCUCAAGAAAAUGGAGGAGGAUUCGUGCAAGCCGGAUCUCAAGACCUAUGCUCCGCUGUUGAAGUUAUUCUGCAGAAAGAAAAGGAUGAGGGUGCUUUGCUUUUUGUUAGAUCACAUGUUUAAGAACGACAUUGGCAUUGAAGGUGGAACUUAUGCACUCUUGGUACGCGGGCUGUGUAUGAACGGUAAACUUGCAACCGCUUGCUCCUUCUUUGAGGAGAUGGUAUUGAAGGGUUUUGCUCCGAAGGAUAGCACAUACAGUAUGUUGAUAAAGGAAUUGGAGGGGAAGAGUAUGCAGAAAGAGAAGAAACAUAUUGAGAGGUUGAUGUUGCAGGCAAGAGGGCAAGAGAUAAUAGGCAACGAUUCCGCAAUGUCUAAUGUUGAAGAGAGUAUGCACAAGGGCCAUGUGUUUGUGUGAUGUAAGCAAUUUAAUGGCCCGGACGUGCCCUUAAGAAUUUAAGCGAACUUAACAGGUUGAUCUGAGCCACUUAAAAGACAAUGUAUUCAGACUUUGUUUAGAGCUUAGGGCUAACAGAGAUGUAUUUAUUUGUUUAGAGCUUAGGGCUAACAGAGAUGUAUUUAUUUAGAGUAAGCAAUUUCGAGCAUUUUGUUGUGCAAA